AUUUGUCAAUUGCUCCACUUUUUCUGAAACCAAAAACAAGAAAAUAGCAGAAGACGCUGCUGCUGGGGGCUACCUGAGCUGAGAUUUCUGAAAUCUCUAACAAGCACAAUUCAAUUUCCAUCAAACAUGUGGAGAAGAAUCUCUGCUCAUCUUCACCAAUCGCCAUGGCGAUCUGCCCAACAACAACAACAAAACUUAAGAAGAAUCCACCAACAACAACGUCUUAUCAGCUCUGUUUCUUCAACAUCUUCAUCUUCAACAACAACCGUUCCUCCUUUUCAGAAAACUACUCCACUCUUUUCUCAACACUCUGAUACUAUUCUUUCAAAGGGGAAGACUGUUGAGGAUGUAAUGCCAAUCGCGACUGGUCACGAAAGGGAAGAAAUUGAGGCUGCACUUCAGGGAAAGAAUCUUCUAGAGAUGGAUUAUCCUGAGGGUCCUUUUGGUACUAAGGAUGCACCUGCUAUUGUAAAAUCAACCUAUGACAAAAGAAUCGUCGGAUGCCCUGGUGGUGAAGGCGAAGAUGAGCACGAUGUUGUUUGGUUUUGGCUGGAGAAAGGAAAGCCACAUGAAUGCUCUGUUUGUACUCAAUAUUUCGAGCUUCAAGUGGUUGGCCCAGGCGGAUCUCCAGAUGGUCACGGCGAUGAUGACCAUCAUUAAUGUUCUUGUUAGUCGAUGUUUGUCUUGGUGAUGUUCAUUUCCAUUGCCUUUGUCCAUUGAUGUUUGCCAUAAAUUAGAACCUUUAUUGUCUUUAUAUACUCUUUCCCAAAGAAUUUACUCGUAUAAAAUAAUGGCCACCGCAUUUCUUUAAUCUUGAAAUUUACGGAAACACAAAAGAAAUUCCCUUUUUUAGUUUUUAAUAUACUAAAUUAUCCUCUUGUAAUUAUAAUUCCUAGCGAAAUUCAGAAGUUCUUUAUCGACUUCAUUUG
Messenger RNA from Papaver somniferum (opium poppy), 929 nucleotides. RefSeq names its product cytochrome c oxidase subunit 5b-2, mitochondrial-like. Gene Ontology annotation, biological process: mitochondrial electron transport, cytochrome c to oxygen. Lineage: Eukaryota; Viridiplantae; Streptophyta; Magnoliopsida; Ranunculales; Papaveraceae. The transcript is spliced from 6 exons. The record is from RefSeq and is a predicted model, not a curated record. The coding region runs from base 127 to 660 and encodes 177 amino acids. Gene Ontology annotation, cellular component: mitochondrial envelope.